This is a messenger RNA of Candidula unifasciata, 2201 nucleotides long. Lineage: Eukaryota; Metazoa; Mollusca; Gastropoda; Stylommatophora; Geomitridae. The record is from the annotation of a GenBank genome assembly.
AUGAGAAGUAAAAGCGAGUUGAUGUUUUUCCCAUUCAUUCUGGUGAUGAUUGUGUCAGUGACUGUUGGUAGUAAACAGUUACAGUGUGGCGAAGAUGAAAUGGCAAAUUUCCAGAACCCACCAGAUGGAGUAUGCAGUAGUAUGCACAUCAGAAGAAACAUGAGCCAGUUUCGCAAGCUGGAAAACUGCACUGUAAUAGAAGGAUUUCUACGCAUAUCACUGAUAGAGAAAAUCAGCUCCGAGGAAUAUGACAAGUGGAGCUUUCCUGAGCUGCGGGAGAUUACAGAUUAUCUUACACUUUUCCGUGUUUAUGGGCUGAAGUCACUGAAAAAGCUGUUCCCCAACUUAGCAGUCAUCGGAGGGCGCCAACUGUUCAACAACUAUGCUCUGGUGGCUUUUGAAAUGACAGAUCUGGAAGACCUCGGGUUGGUGAGUUUGCGCACCAUAAGCCGCGGCGGGGUUAGAAUUGCCAAGAGUAAAAAGCUGUGCUAUGUGGAUACAGUGGAUUGGGGUCUUCUGGGUGUAGACCCUUUAGCACAGGAUUUCAGAGACAACAAGGAGGAGAGCCAGUGUGCAAAUUAUUGCCCCAAGGAAUGCCUAACAACAAAAGUUGGAAAUGUUGAAGCUAAACGUUGUUGGACAUCAGAACACUGUCAGCUAGGGCUCAAUUGUCAUUGUAAGAUGAACCAGACCUGCAUGGAAAAUGGCACAUGUUGUCAUGAAUACUGCCUGGGAGGGUGCAGUGGUCCUGGACCAGAGGACUGCUUCAGCUGCAAAGAAGUUACUUACCUGGGUAGAUGCCUUGAAGAGUGUCCACCUGAGACUUACAAGUAUGCUGACAGACGAUGCCUCACUGCAAAAGAGUGCUUUGCCAUGGUCAACAAUACGGAAGACCCAACAAAGAAUAGCAAAAUUGUGCGCAGCGAAAAGGCAGAGUUGAGAAUUUGUGACACCCAGUGCCCACAACACUACACUGUUCAAGAGGAGGGAGAACUGAAGAAUUUAGAGUGUGUCAAAUGUAAAGGAUUCUGCCCAAAAGUUUGCAAUGGUUCUGAAGUGAACAGCAUUGAAGAUGCACAGAAACUGAGUGGCUGCAGCAAAAUUACUGGAAAUCUGUAUAUACAAAUUAUGGGAGGCAGUAAUGUUGCUAAUGAGAUGGAAGAGAAUCUUGGCAAUAUAAAAGAGGUGACUGGAUCUGUCAUCGUCAGGAGGUCAUAUGCUCUGCUGACCCUUUACUUUUUACGAAGCUUGGAGAUUAUUGGAGGAGAAAAUCUCAACACUGAGAAGAGUAGCUUCACUGUAAUGGACAACAGCAACUUACAAGAUCUGUUCCCCGAGGAACAAAUGAAAAAGAUCAAGAUUAAGAACGGCACAGUAUCUUUCCAUUCCAACCGCAAGCUUUGUGAGCACAAAAUCAGACGUUUUGUACGAUAUUUGAACAUGACAGAGUCGGAUCAAGACAUUGGGGGAACAAAUGGCAAUCUCAUUCCAUGUAUUGAGCGUGAACUGAGCUUGAACGUGACACACAUUUUCCACAAUGCAGCUGUGCUGAAAUGGGAGAAAGACACCGCAGACGGCAGACAUGUGUUGGCUUACAUUAUAAAUUAUAAAGAGAUAAAAUCCAAAGAUGAUGAAAUCAACAUAUAUGAGGGGCGAGAUGCAUGCUCGGCAGAUGUGUGGAUGACCAAUGAAGUAUUGCACAUCAACGAAACGGCGGCAAGUGAGUCGUACGUUCUGAACGAUCUCAAAGCGUAUACUGACUAUGCUGUGUAUGUUCAGGCUUACACACUUUCAACAGCAACUUAUUCUGCAAUGACAACUAUAAAGACCUUCAAGACAAAUCCAUACUACCCAUCUGAACCAUUGGAUCUGGAGGUCAACUCUGAUGAUCCCCAUGAGCUGUAUGUCAAGUGGAAGCCACCCAAAUACCCAAAUGGAAUUGUUACUCAUUACAAAGUCUUGUACCAGAAACAGGAGCUGGAUAUUAAGUCUUUUGAACAAAGAAACUAUUGUAUUCAACCAAUUUCAGCGCCUAGUGAGACCACAAAGAGCAAAGAAGAGGAAGCAGAGAAGGUGCAGAACAUUACUUCUGGCUGCUGUGCAUGUCCAAAGUCCAAAGAAGAAAAGGAAGCCGAAGCUAGAAAGCGGGAGAUUGAGAUUUAUUUUGAGAAUUAUCUUCAUGAUCAAGUUUACUGUCAAAG